Messenger RNA from Colletotrichum chrysophilum, 417 nucleotides. It is a transcript of the gene NCB2, whose product is annotated as negative cofactor 2 transcription regulator complex subunit ncb2. Gene Ontology annotation, molecular function: general transcription initiation factor activity; core promoter sequence-specific DNA binding; protein heterodimerization activity. Gene Ontology annotation, biological process: negative regulation of transcription by RNA polymerase II; positive regulation of transcription by RNA polymerase II; chromatin remodeling. NCBI's taxonomy places the organism in Eukaryota, Fungi, Ascomycota, Sordariomycetes, Glomerellales, Glomerellaceae. The transcript is spliced from 4 exons. The coding region runs from base 1 to 417 and encodes 138 amino acids. Gene Ontology annotation, cellular component: negative cofactor 2 complex. The record is from RefSeq and is a predicted model, not a curated record.
AUGUCCGACCACGAUGUCGCCGGCAACGAUGACUUGUCUCUGCCAAAGGCAACCGUCCAAAAGAUCGUAACAGAGAUCCUCCCGCCCUCCGUAGGCAUCGCCUUCUCAAAGGAAGCGCGCGACCUGCUCAUCGAGUGCUGCGUCGAGUUCAUCACCCUCAUCUCCUCCGAGGCCAACGAAAUCUCCGAAAAGGAAGCCAAGAAGACCAUCGCCUGCGACCACAUCACCAAGGCCCUCGAGCAGCUGGGCUUCUCAGACUACGUUCCCGCCGUACUCGAGGCGGCGGCGGAGCACAAAGAAGUCCAAAAGGGUCGCGAGAAGAAGGCAAACAAGUUCGCCAACAGCCAGCUUUCCCUCGAGGAGCUCGAGAGGAUGCAGCGGGAAGCUUUCCAGGAUGCCGCCACUAGGCAUGCUUAG